Selaginella moellendorffii is the source of this 1104-nucleotide messenger RNA. Its product is annotated as START domain-containing protein 10. The coding region runs from base 343 to 1035 and encodes 230 amino acids. The transcript is spliced from 4 exons. NCBI's taxonomy places the organism in Eukaryota, Viridiplantae, Streptophyta, Lycopodiopsida, Selaginellales, Selaginellaceae. The record is from RefSeq and is a predicted model, not a curated record. Gene Ontology annotation, molecular function: lipid binding.
ACUAGUGAUCCAGCGCUUUUGCAGCUCGCGCAGCUCGAGCCAAGGCGCGGUGGAGUGGAUCUUGGCGCGCACUCCACGCUUCUCUUUUCUCUGGAUCAAUCGAUCACCGCAAUCUCGCUAGUGUUCUCUGUCGUCGCGGGAUGAUUCCAGGCAAAAUCGAUAGGUCUCUUCGAGAAUCCGUCACUUCCACGGCCAAUCGCCAGCAUUCUAGCCCUCGCUAAGCGCACAGGGUAAGGGAUUUCAUCGAGAUAUCGGGAUCUGGCGCGAUCGCUCGCCAGGAUGCUGGAUCAGGUACUUUAUUAGGUAGGGAGAAUCCUCGAAAUAUUUUUCCAGAGCGAGAAUAUGAGCGUGAGCGAGGAAUCUCUCAAGCGCUACGUGGAGCACGCGAGCUACAGAUGCUACCAGGAUUUGCUCGUGGAUUCCCGGGCCGACGAGACGGAAGGGUGGAAGCCGAUCAAGAGCAAGCGCGGCAUUGCGAUAUCUUGCCGGAGAGAUGGCAACAAGACGAUCGUGAUGCGAGGCCAGAGCGUGCUCAACAUCUCCCCUUCCAAAUUCCAAGCGGUCACCAACGCGAUCGACACUGCCAAGCAAUGGGACAAGAGCUUCAUUGAAGGCCAGUGCUUGCAUCGCCUGGAAGACAAUCUAAACAUCUUCCGGCUCGUCUUUGGGCGCAAUUCCAGAUCACCGCUCUUUAGAAACCGGGAGUUCAUCGUUCACGAGAGGCGCGAGAUCAUGGACGACGGUACGGUGGUGGUUGCCGUGACGUCUCUUCCACAGGAAAUGGCUGCUGGAAUCUUGCCACCCCGUGGCCAACUCGUGCGUGGCUUGCUUCUCUACUCCGGCUGGGUGGUGGAGCGGAUCCAACAGAGCAAUGCUUGCAUGGUGACUUACAUCGUCCAGGUUGAUCCUGCUGGCUGGCUUCCCAAGUGCAUAGCAAACAUGCUUGUUGUGAAGCUGGUGUUUGUCAUAUACCACUUAUGCAGGCUUGCGGCAGUCACGUUGUCAACUCAUUCUGAGGAAAUCACUAUGAAAUAACAUGCGAAUGUAUGUAUGUGCUGUUUCAGAUCUUAAAUUAUUCUUGAUUUGCGAGCGGGUCAUACAAAA